Messenger RNA from Spirodela intermedia, 9733 nucleotides. NCBI's taxonomy places the organism in Eukaryota, Viridiplantae, Streptophyta, Magnoliopsida, Alismatales, Araceae. The record is from the annotation of a GenBank genome assembly.
AUGGCUAGCAAAGGAGGAACUAAUGGAAAACCAAAACCUGGUGACUGCCAUCUCAUAUUACUUCCACAUCAAUACACGGCAUAUGAUUCUAUGCUUCUAAUGUGGCAAUAUAAUUUUUGUUACUUGAUCAGGAAAGAAGAAGGAAGUGAAGAAGGAAACUGGACUUGGUUUAACUUAUAAGAAAGAUGAGAAUUUUGGAGAAUGGUAUUCUGAAGUAAGCCUAAUACCUCGCCUUUCUUCAAUUCCUAACUAGCUUUUCUAUUUUAAAGCUUAAUGUAUCAUAAUACCAAGGGUAUACACAAGUUGGAUAUUCAUCUAGGGUUACUCGGAUCUCCUCAGUAGGACUGGUGGAUGUUUCUCACAGUUCAACUGAUGAAAUCAACAAACGUCUUGUAUUUGAAGAAAUACGCGGUGAUCAACUUAGUUGUUUGGGUGGCAAGAUGAUUGAAUACUAUGUCUCACCUAGUUGCGAUGUCUUAAGACUGUUCAAUUGCUAUUUGGAAGAAUUGACGUGUAAACUGGUUUUCCAGGUUGUUGUUAGCAGCGAGAUGAUCGAAUAUUAUGACAUCUCUGGUUGCUAUAUCUUAAGGCCUUGGUCAAUUGCUAUUUGGGAGAACUUGCAUGUAAGUUGAGUUUUUGUUGUACCUCAGUUCUUUUUUAGCAUCAUCCAAUCUUCAGUAAAAUAGUGUCUUUCUGUACCUUACUCAUUAACAUCUGAUUCCUGUUGCCGUAUAGUUGCAUUCUAUAACAUUUCAAACGUGUUGUUUUUCUUUUUUUAUUUCAACAAUUUUAUGAGUACCAUCUUUUGUUUACAAUUGUUUAGUCUUAGAGUAUAUGUUAAUUUUCUCUUUGUUUGCUGGGUUAGUGGUGGCUAUGUGUUGAAAGAAUUGCCAUUAUCAGUUACAGAGGUAGUUUAACUUAGUCACAAGAUCUCAGACAGUGUCUAUAAGGAAGCAUAGCUGAAGAAUCAAAAAAGGAAAAAAAUACUGUUUUCUAUACCUUGGAUAUGCUCUAUUGACUUUGCUUAUGGCCUGCACCAAUGAACUGCAUUUCUGUGCGCCUGAGUUCUCUAUUCUGAGUUGUCACAUUACAUAAUUUACAAUGUGGUCAAUAUGCAGGCCUUUUUUGAUCCGGAGAUCAAGAGGAUGAACGUCAAAAAUGCAUACUUUCCUCUUUUUGUAUCAGAUUCUGUCUUACAAAAGGAGAAGGAUCACAUUGAAGGUUUUGCUCCAGAGGUGAGAUAUAUCUCAUCUAAUGGACUUAUUUCUGCAAUGGAAUAACGAAAAAAAAUUAAAUUUUUCUCUGAUCUGCAUUACCUUAUUUAUUUUGUAUAUUUCGUAGAUGGUUUUGAUUUUUGGAAUUGGAUUGUACCACCUAUAUGUUAAACCUGAAUAAGAAAAAGCAAUGUACAUUAGUAGUAUCAAUGCGCUCUCAGAAAAUGCAGUGUGCAGAGGUAGUAAAGGGUAUCUUAGGUGUUCAAUCCCCCAAAACAGAGUGCAUUUCAUAUAGCAUUCCUAGAGGUCAACUUAAAUUUGUGUGCGUAUAUGGUGGAGAAAAUUUCCUCGUCUGCAUAUGGGUUUCUAAUUUAAAUUAAAUUCCUCUUUUGGUUAAGUUAUGAGGGGUCAGGUUUGUCCAGCAGCAGUCAAUAGAUGGCUAUCUUUUAAACUUGUGUUCUCUUUAAUUUUUUUUUUCCUACUCCUUUGAUGUGAUCGUCCUGCCCCUCUUAUCCCUCACCUUGAUGCAGGAAUUUUCUUGUUUUUUUGACGCUUACUAAUUAGUUUCUAGGGUUUUUGUCCCUGGAAUUCUUAUUCCUUGUAUCUUCCCCAAUAUUUUCCUUCUGUGGUACGAGGUCCUAUGAUUUCUCUAUUUGUUCUGUUUUGUACUUGACUCGUAAGAUCUCUUGAUAUUAUUCCAGAGGUCUUGGUCUGUUCAGGUAUUGCUUAUUUUUUGCUGAAUUCUAGUUUUGGAUAAAUGCUAAUUUCUUAACCAUUUAUGUGCCUCUUAUUAUUAGGUGGCCUGGGUUACAAAGUCUGGGAAAACUGAGUUAGAAGUCCCUAUUGCAGUUCGUCCCACGAGUGAGACGGUGAUGUAUCCAUAUUAUUCAAAAUGGAUAAGAGGCCAUCGGGACUUACCUCUGAGGCUUAACCAGUGGUGCAAUGUUGUUCGAUGGGAGUUUAGCAAUCCUACUCCUUUUAUCAGGUGGACAUCUUCGCUACAUAGUAUACUAUUCGUACAUUGUUAUAUGCAAUUGAGUUGGUAGACUGUGCUUCGUGAUAUCGUAUCAGUCGUGUUGUUAUAAAGAAACAUCGGACUCUAUUUUUUAGUUAAUUCUGCAGAAUUGUCUCCUCAGAUAUUCAAUUUCGUGGACUACAAAUGCUAUAAAAUUAUGGCGAUUCAUAAUUUUUUUUUUCCUGUUUUCUCUCUUUCCAUUUGACUCAAAACAAGACAGAACACCGUAAUUCCAACCUAGAUCCAUUCCAAAAUGCCUGAUUUUGCCCAUUUGAGAGGACAAACAUGAUUAGUAGAAAACGAAAAAUUUAUUCACCUUAUUAUCAUCUAGUCUGGCAAAGUUCUGCCUGACUUUAUUCCUGGAAAAAUAAAUUGGUCCAGUAUCCGAUGUUCUGGGCACAUUCUACCUUAGGAAUACGAAAAUGCACUCAUCCAUGUUGUGGAGUGUGUAGGUAUUGCAUUUAUUUAUGUCGUGGUUAGUUUCUUAGCUGGAGUUUUUGGGAUGUGGAUGUAAUAUUAAUCGCCUAAGUGAGAAAAUAUGCAAUGUUUUAAAAAUAAAUAAAAUAGUUCAUGCUCGUGUAGCUCAUUCAACCUCUUCCAGCUUCAUGUAUGAAGGCACACAGAUGCAAACCUUUCGUUCCCUUUCCAAUAUUUGUCUUGAGGAAGUCCUAUUCCCCAUCUCAGUAAUCGCUGAAUCCUGAUAUUCAUUGCGUUAAUAUUUUUAGUGUUUGCAUGAAUAUCACGUGCCCAGAAGUAACAGGAAAAAGAUUUUUAAGAUUUCACAUUUCUUGAUGGACGUGAUAGGUAACAAAUGCUAAAUAAAUUAAUAAAUCAGAAUACCAAACGAAAGCGUAUUAUCCCUGUACAAAAACGCAUGGGUAUUGGUGUGGUUCCUGUGACGUCAUUCUAGGGGGGGGGGGGUGAGCAGAUCGCCUGAUAAGUAUUACCGAAAUCGCACUGACGCUACAGUAGUGGACCUCUGACAGCAGUGUGAAGUAAUCCCUUAACAAUGGGACUGAUUCCAGACACGUUGGAAUCUUUUGGCCCAUCUUAUUGAAUAUUUUUUUUUCCUUCAUGGAUUUUACCUGGGAUUCUACCAAAACUGAUUUUUUUUCCUGAGAAAUCAGUUAAUCCGGAAAGUAAUUAUCUUCCCUCAAAACUAGACGUAUACUCCACUUUUCGAAACUCACUUUCUUGUCUCUACUUUCUUUUGUCACUUGCUAUGUUUCUUUAGAUUUAUUCCAUUUAACGACAACUGAUUCUACCAUUUAAUGAUGUAAGUUGUAUAGCUAAGGGGACACUGAUGUAGCGGUUCGCUCAUGGAAAAAUCUUAACCGAAUCUACAAUCUAAUUAUAAAAUUCAUUUCCGUGUUUCUCUUUCUCAUUGUGUUAGCUCACAUUUCUGGCACCCACGGAUGCUUACAUGUUAACAUAAAUAUUGAUAAUAUGUCUGUUGUAACAAAUAUUUAUGCUGAUAUUAUGAUCAUUAUUCUAGGAGUCGCGAAUUUCUUUGGCAAGAAGGUCAUACAGCGUUUGCAACAAAAGAUGAAGCGGAUCAAGAAGUAUGAAUAUUUCUUUAUUAACUUCCUGUGGCUUACUUUGAAAAUAUAGUAUAUUUUCUAUUCAUUAGUGUAUCACCUUCAUUCUGACCACCGAAAGUCGAAAAGGAACUCAAUAAGUGAAUCGAUUUUGAUAGUAGAUUCAAUGUUAUUGUUUUAAGGAAAUGAAGAUAUUUACUCUGAGUUUCACUUGGGUUGGGGUAGGCUUUCAUACUUAUCUAAAUUGUACAUUAGUCACUCAGCUGCCAUGUCAAGCAGAUACAUCUUGUCUACACAGUGACUAUAGGGCAAUGCAUCAGCAAAGGCUGUAUGCUACUUUUGAGAGAUUUUAGGCCUAUAUCUGAGUGAUCUAUGUCUCAACAGGCUCUAAAUUCAUGCUACCAAUUAGAUUUCAUCAAGUGGGCGAUUAGUCAUCUGUGUGAAACGUAUGCUGAGGCAUAGUUCCCAUAUUGGCCAGUAUUUUUGUGGUUAUGGGGUAGAUGUGGUUCAUUGUGCGGGAAGGUAGAAGUUGCUGGUUUUAUUGGGGUAGUCAGAAUGAAGGGGUGAAUUUAGAUCCAGGAUCCAAAUAUGCUGAUAACAUUAUUAAUUUGAAACCAAUGGUAAGGCCAGGGUUGAUAAUGGGAUAUGGUUGCUCCUCUUUCGUUUGGUAAAUCUGUCGUGGGGUUUGUAUUGAACCAUUAAAUUUUGUGACAUUAUGUAAGGCUAUGUAAAAAUGCAUAUUGCAUCCCCUUUUGGAUGGCAAACACGGUCUAUGGCUGCAAUCAUCAUUAGGGUGAUGGGUUCUCUCGAAAUCUGUUCUUUUAGGCCUAGCAACAUCUCAUUUCUUCCUCUUGUAGUUUCCAGACGAUGGCAGAUGGCAUCACAUGGCAUCACAUUGGAUGACUGACUGAGCUGGACCUGAUUGUCACAGAAUCUGAUCUGUCAAGUAUUGGCUGAUUCUAUAAUAUGAAAUCUGGCGACAGACGAAUUUAUAACAGCUGGACUUUGUCCACAACAUAUAUUUGAGUAAAGUAAUUGAUGAAAAAAAGUGGUCUUUUAAGUAGAUCAUGAAGUAAAACAUAUAAGAACGGGGCAUUCUGGUUUUUAAUGGUGACUUGAACAAGCUAUUUCCAAUCAAGAUAAUUUUCUUUCUGAAAAUUCUCAUCAGAAGCUCAUAUUGGAAUUGAACAUAAAAUCACUCAUCGGGAUACCUUGAAGUGUGUUUUCUGCGGUAUCUUCAUAGAAAUCAUUAAUCAGGUCUCUGUAUCCCAUGUUUCUCAUCCUGGAUAAUACCAUGACGAAUCCUCAGAUAUUUGUGGUUUGGCAGCAUUGAUGUGGAAUGGUUUGUCCAGACUCGGAUUAAAAUUACUGUAUGGGAAUUGACAACAAAUGUUAGAAGCUUCUUUUACUAGUUCUUCUUUCGACAACUUGCUAGUAAAGUGCCAGAAGAAAUAUCUGGAUAUCUUCUGGGCAGAGUUAUGCACGACCAAGCUGCUUCUGCGUUAGUGAUUUUAGUAUACCUAUUGAUUGGCCUGAUGACCAGCCAUCUCCUAAAUAUCUGACCUGAUUCUGAACAGUAGUUUUGAUUUCUACCUUUACUGUAUUUUCUGCUUAACGUUUAACUUUUGGUAAGUUCAUGACAGUGCCAUCCAUUUUCAGUUAGCCUUGAUCUAAGCCUCAAAAUUUCGAGCUGAUAACAUCUCAGCAAUGAGCACCAUUAUUACUUUCUUUCCUUAUCAGAGCAGGUUAUGUUCUUUUACGAUAGGUUUAUAUUUAACAGAUAUGUAUGAUUGUAUCUAGUUAGUAGAUGGCUAGCCAUCUGCAUACCUUUGCUGGAGGUUCUUCCAUUUUAAAAGAAAUGAAUCUGUAGAUGUUGCUUGCGUGAAUGUGUAUUCUUAUUGAAAUAACCUAGGGAAACUUAUCAUUUUUCGUUUUAAAUUCUGAAUGGAACAUAGAUUGAUCCUAAAAUCUCCUCAUUCAUUGUUUUCGGUUUCAACUGGUAAAUGUUGCAUGAGUCUAGGUUCUUGAGAUACUUGAGCUCUACCGGAGAAUAUAUGAGGAAUACCUGGCGAUUCCAGUUAUCAAAGGGAAGAAAAGUGAAUUAGAAAAAUUUGCUGGUGGACUAUACACAACAAGUGUUGAGGUAUGUAAUAAGUACUUCAAAAAUUUAAAGCUAUAAUGUGUAUGAAAUAUAUAUAUUCCUGGUGCAGUACUUUUAUUUUUUUAAUCUAUUCUUAUCAAUCAUUUCUUCUUCUUCUUAGGCUUUCAUCCCAAACACAGGUCGUGGAAUACAAGGUGCGACAUCACAUUGUCUUGGACAAAAUUUUGCAAAAAUGUUUCAGAUUACCUUUGAGAAUGAAAGUCGAGAGAAAUUGAUGGUCUGGCAGAAUUCCUGGGCCUAUAGUACUCGCACGGUAAUUGUCCAUAUAUCACUUUCUGUUAACAAUGGGUAACUGGAACCAUUUAUUUUGUUGAGAAAUGCUAAUACUCGUGAAACAAAAGAUAGUUAGUGAGGUGUUCGCUCCGGUGAAAGUUUAUCAAAUCCUUUUUGGUACAGCAAAAGUCGCAAGGUGUCUAAAGAUCAGACUGCCCUCUUUAAAGUUCAUUCAUACUAUUGUGAUUUUAGUUUUUUCUGUGAAAACUCAGAUCAAUCUUCAUUAGUCGACUAUGGGCCAUUAAUAUGUGACUAGGAACUACGCUUCAUCCAAAUUAUUCACUGACUAAUCUUUCUAAUACGUCCGAGCUCUCUACCUGCAGUUCUUUUCUUUCUGGUGUCUCAGUUAUAAUAGGGUUUUUCGGAGUUUUUGGUUCAGUUCGAAGUUAAAUCGUAUGUGGAAACUCACAUUAAAUUCUUCUUGCAGAUUGGUGUAAUGGUAAUGGUUCAUGGAGAUGACAAAGGCCUUGUCUUACCUCCUAAAGUGGCAGCUGUCCAAGCCAUUGUGAUCCCAGUGCCGUACAAGGAUGCAGAUACACAAGGCAUAUUCAAUGCCUGCUCUUCAACAGUGAGCUUACUUAGUGCUGCAGGAUUGCGAGUUGAGGCUGAUUUAAGGGAUAAUUAUUCUCCUGGUUGGAAAUAUUCUCAUUGGGAAAUGAAAGGUGUUCCAUUAAGAAUUGAAAUCGGCCCUAAAGACUUGGCCAAUAAACAGGUAGUCUCGCUUUUCUGAGCAAAAUAUCAAUUAAAUAUUAUGAUGUUUCCUUCAUGUGUCAAGGAGAUCGGAGUGAAAAUAGGUGGCUGGAAUUGUAGUCUCAUUUUUCCUGUUGAAAAAUUAGCUUUCAUGUAAAAUAAUACCAAAUUCUCAUACUUGUCAAACGUCAGCAUAGUGGAAACUAUAAAAUAACAUCUGGAUAUGUCAUUUAUCAUAGACAAAGUUUAAGGUGUACUAUUUCUUGUUAUUAUUCAUUUUAUUGAGGAAUUAUUGACCGGGAAAGUUGUUAUAUUGGAAUCUCAUUUUACAAUAUCUGUCACGUUUCUUCACACCUCGCUUCUUUUGUUUUGUGUUUCUCUCUUGUUACUGUAUUGGGGUUAAUUUCGUUUGUUACACGAGAUCAAAAUAAUUUUUUUCUGUCUUCUUCAGGUUGAAUGUUCGACCAUCUCUCUGAAAUAUGAUUUGUUUUUCGUUGAUUUUACAGGUACGUGUUGUUCGACGUGAUGAUGGUAGUAAGCAGGAUAUAGCUAUGGACAAUUUAGUUGAGCAAGUCAAGAAAAUCUUGGAGAACAUCCAUGAGAGUCUGUUUAACAAAGCAAAGGAAAAGAGGGAUGAUUGUAUUCAGAAGGUUCAUACAUGGGAUGAAUUUGCGGUUGCUCUCAAUGAUAAGAAAAUGAUCCUGGCUCCAUGGUGUGAUGAGGAGGUAUCUAACUUCUUUUAGUCCAUUGUUCUGCCAUCUUUUUUUGACGGCUCUUCCUGAGUGAAAACUAGCAUAAAUAUAGCUACACCAUAUUCUCCUCGGCUUUAUUAUUAUUAGAAUGUUUUUUCUUAACUGUCUUAAUAGGUGUAUGUACGAGUGCUCCUAGUGUGAUACGACACGAAUCUAGUUAAUCGUUUUAAAUAUGCUUGAAGGGUAAUAUGCGAGGUUGUGAUGAUUACUUUCUGUCAACAUGUUUUUGUGCUUAAAUUGUCUGUUGACUGAUAGCCGAAUUGGCAUAUUAUGGAAUGUAUUGCUUCAUCCCAUAGAAUAAGACACCUGUCAUGGCCUGAUUGCCUACUCAUCAACAAUAUGAUCCCUGCCCUUUUACUUUCUUGUUUGCUUGUUUUUCUUUCAUGCUGCUAAAAUUAUCUAAAUCAGAGGACUGACAUGAUAUAUGAGCAUCGAAGGGCAAAGCAUGCACGGAAGUUCAAAUCCCUCUAUAUUCUCUAUUGUUCUCCAGAAAAAAGAAAAAAACACAACUCAUUUUUUGUUAUGGUUUUGGUUAUGCUAUCUUAGGAAGUAGAAAAAGAUGUAAAAGCACGGACAAAGGGUGAAAUGGGAGCAGCAAAGUCGCUGUGCACCCCAUUUGAUCAGCCAGAACUUCCUGAAGGUAAAUCAUAUCCUCUCUUUUAUUUUUGCAUGCUAUUCUUGUAAAUAGCUAUAACUUUCUUACAAUAUGCACGUUGAUAAUCAUUCAAACACGCGGGCUUUUUUUUUUUUAGCUUAAUCUUUCGUUUACUAGCUAUUCUUGUUAAGAGGUAAAUCAUUCUUAUGUAUGAUAUUAAAUAGGCUGAAUCUAUUGCGGAGAAAGAUUGGGUUUUGUGGAAAAGAAGGAUAUUUCACUGUACAUGAAACGUAGAUUGCAAACAAAAUAUCUACCAUGCAAAGAUUGUGAAUGAUUCAGAUGCUUGGCGUUAUAUCGGUGGCUAUUAUCCGCAGAUGCGCUUUAGGUUUUCUCUGUUUGGGAGGGUUGAAAUGAAAAUAAGUUGGAUAAGUAUAAUAGCUGAAGGUAGAAAUAACCCGGUAAGGGGAUCAAUCAUUUGCUUUUAAAUUGUUUUAUCAGAGAAGAAUCGUUCUUAUGUGGACUAGCUGAUACUUAUUCUUUGUUUCUCCCAAGUAAUUCCCAACUUGAACCUCUCACUAGAGCGAGGCUGAGAUCGUUCGCACCCUCUUUUUUUAAGAUCAUGGGGGAUGGAUCGUGCUAAUCGUCGAAGUUUGUAUUGCGAUCAGGAUUGCACAGCGGACAGUAUUCCAUUCGGUGUUUGAGCUUUUAAUGAUCGGAUUUCAAGUAGCAGAAUCUGAUUUUAUUGGAAUUGCUCUUAGUAAGAAUAUAGUGAGAUGGGCCUAAUUGCUAGCCAGACUGGGAGUCAGAGAUCUUUUGAUUGAGAUCAGAUAUUUCCUCAAUCGUUGACACUUGAUGCCAGAUAUUUGUGAGGGGACAAAACUGGAGGCAUUUGCAAAUCAACCUGAAUAAGAAUUGAACCAGGUGGCCGAAUUAAUUAAAUCGUGAGACGUCCAACCCUGGACAGGGUUGCCCUGCGCUCCUAUCUCGAAGGGGCACUUCGUCUGGCGUAAUGGGGACGGACCUCAUGAUGGCUGGACUUGACGAAAAUCUGUUUCUGUUUGUGUUUGAUCUUGUUUCUCUCUUCAGUUUCGGUCUUCUCUCUUCUCUGUCAUGUUCUGCGGAUCAGAGGGGUUCUCUUUCGACGAUUCUUUUGUGCGGUUAUUGACAUUUCAGUCAAAGUUGACUUUGGGUGAUAUGCUUGCUGGACUUGACGAAAAUAUGCUUCUGUUUGUGUUUGACCUUGUUUCUCUCUUCAGUUUCGGUCUUCUCUCUUCUCUGUCAUGUUCUGCGGAUCAGAGGCGUUCUCUUUCGACAAUUCUUUUGUGCGGUUAUUGACAUUUCAAGCAAAGUUGACUUUGGCUGAUAUGCCAGCUAGGAAAAAAAGUAGUUUUAAGAUAACAUAUUCUCACUCCAAACCGCCUCCUAUGCAGGGACCCUCUGCUUUGCUUCCGGAAAGCCUGCCAAGAAGUGGACCUACUGGGGUCGUAGUUAUUGA